Molecule: messenger RNA, 1180 nt
Organism: Corvus hawaiiensis (hawaiian crow)
Lineage: Eukaryota; Metazoa; Chordata; Aves; Passeriformes; Corvidae
Product: scale keratin-like
Exons: 2
Coding region: 316-789 (157 amino acids)
Cellular component (GO): intermediate filament
Molecular function (GO): structural constituent of cytoskeleton
Source: RefSeq, a predicted model, not a curated record
CCCAGGGGUAUUGCACAGAAAUGGGGCUGUAAAAUUCCCACACAAUGAAAAAGCCGAAUUUAUGAUACAAGAGUCAGAUUGUAUAUGUCGAGGGUUGAUUUGCUAAUUGGAAACUAUGAAAAUAAUUACAGGCAUUAGAGGAGUCACACAGAGGAAAAAAAAUCAGAAUUUGUUAAGAAUGAGAGAUUUUACGGCUUGCUUCACAUCCCAAGAGCUGCCUCAAAGAGGUAUAAAAGCAGGAACAUCUCCGGGGUCUCCUCAAACCUUCUCCUGACUUCUCCUGCUACUCCAGCUCCUCCUCCAACCCUGAGAACCAUGAACUGCAUCAGCUCCCGCUGCCUGCCUGGCUGUGAGGUGACGUUUCCCGAGCCCUGCACCUACAGCAGAGGCCUCGGUCCCUGCAUGGCCUCCUGUGGGGACUCCACGGCCCUCGUCUACGCCCCACCCGUGUACAUCACCUUCCCGGGCGCCAUACUGAGCUCCUGCACCCAGGAAAGCAUCGUGGCAUCAUCCAUGCCCCAACCCUCCGGCCCUCACACAGCCUCAUACAGCUCAGGGAUGGGAAGCUCCUAUGGUGGCCUGUCAAGGGUGGGGGGCUCCUACGGAUCUGGGGGCUCCUACGGUUCUGGGGGCUCCUAUGGAUCUGGGGGCUCCUAUGGAUGUGGGAGAUCCUCUGGGGGCAUGUCAGGGAAGGGGGGCUCCUCUGGGUGUGGGGGUUCCUCCUCGGGGGGUUGCCACCUCAGGAAGUUCUACACCAGCGGCAGCCGCGGAUCCCGCCUGGGAAACUGAGGCAGCGGAAGAUCCACAGAGCCAGGAGAUGGAACCCCAUGACCCAGAUCCGCAGCUGGGACCAGCUUUUGGAGAUGGCAAAAACAUCAACAGGAGCCACCCUUGCUCAGGACCUCUGGAAGCUGGGCCCACGCCUUUUCCCUGCAUUUCCCCUUUGUCUUUAAUUAGUAACAGCCUCUGUUAAUCACCCUUCUGUGCCAGCUCCUUCUUUUCAUUGUGCCGAGAGAAGAAAGGAAGAACAACUUGAAAGGCCUGACAGGAGUUUGUCAGUGCAGCCCUGACAGGAGAAGAGCAAUGGGUGGAAGGUGGAUUCUCCUCGGACGGUGAAGCUGAAGGAAGGAGGGUUUGUGUCAUUCUGUCGUUGUCCUAUUAAAAUCCUCCUGCAUCGUCA